Lineus longissimus is the source of this 2127-nucleotide messenger RNA. RefSeq names its product leucine-rich repeat and immunoglobulin-like domain-containing nogo receptor-interacting protein 3. Gene Ontology annotation, cellular component: extracellular matrix. The record is from RefSeq and is a predicted model, not a curated record. Lineage: Eukaryota; Metazoa; Nemertea; Pilidiophora; Heteronemertea; Lineidae. The transcript has 2 exons. Bases 405 to 2087 code for a protein of 560 amino acids. Gene Ontology annotation, molecular function: protein binding.
AGAGGAAGCUGGUCUCUCACAUUAGACUGUAUUUUGGCUUUCCUUGACCACAUGUUAAGCUGGAUCAAAGCAAGAAAGACCAGAGAAAUUUACUGCUGAACGCCUUCAACUCUGCAAGACCACAUGAAAGCAGACGUCAUAUGUCACUUGACCAACAGGACAUCAGAUUCAACUCGGUUGCUUAGCUGGUAUCACCACAGCCUUGUCAUCAGAGCCUGAUAUAAGUAAUGUUCAACGUCAACAAGAAAAUACUCAUCAACCUUUGACUCGGGAAGAUUAUCAUAGCCACUACAGGAUAACUACCAGUAUUCAUUGAAAACGUUUGACUCAGGAAGAUUUUCAGAGCCACUACUACAGGAUAACUAUCAGUAUUCAUUGAAAACAUCAACAGAAGCGCAAAAAUAAUGGCACUGUACACCAAUGGCCAUAUUUCUCAAAUACUGCUCACAAUUUUACUUCUGACUCAAAUCAAAGAUGGCUGCACCUGUCCGAAAAACUGUAUGUGCUACGAGGAAAAUAAAGUGAAAACAGUUGUUUGCAUUGAACAUAUUCAAAAUGGCGGAAUGAAUGAUUCGCAACUCCGGGCAACUAUAAACGACAUAUCCAGCGAGACCGACAGUUUACACUUUAUGGGUGUUGACGUUGCUGUUCUCGGAAAUAACACCUUUGACCCGUUGUCAUCGUUACGAGAACUUAGUUUCAUCAAUAGUCGUGUGGUGGAGUUACAAUCAGAUACGUUCGCUGGACUUGUCAACUUGCAAGUUUUGAGCCUAUCGGGAAAUCGGAUUACAACGCUGCCCAAAGGACUGUUUAGAAAUCUCAGGAAACUUGAGAAGAUAGACCUGCAUCAGAAUAGAAUUUCUCGCCUAGAAAACGGAAUGUUUCAUGGCGGUGUGAGCGUGAAAGAUCUCAAUCUCCAUAGUAACAAACUCGUCAUAGGCAAUGACAGUUUCCAUGGGUUACCAAAUCUAGAAAUGCUGACUCUGCAAAAUACUAGUUUGAAGGAAAUCCACCAGGGAGCACUACUUGGUUUGAACAAAUUAAAACAUUUAGAGAUAUCGGAUAACAAGGGGCUGCAUAUUCAUCCUGAGACUUUCAAACACUUGUCAAAUCUUGCAUUUUUAGGAUUGCGUGGAAUUGGACUACGUGAUGAUUUUCGAGGGAAUAUACUCAAUGGACUUUUAUCCCUGACAAAACUUGACGUCAGUUUUAACAAACUCGAUAAAAUUCCAAAACCAGCGAAUGCUCACAAAUUGGAGACAUUGAUUAUGACAGAAAACAAUAUGAAGUUCAUUCCAAAAAACAGCUUUAAGGAUUUCAAAAACUUGAAGGAAAUUCACUUGGAUUUUUGCAACGUCACAUCAAUCCAUGAUCAGGCUUUUUAUGGACUGUCGAAUCUGAAAAUCUUGAAAUUAGACCAUAAUCGUUUGAUUUCAGUUUCCCCUGCAAUUUUGGGGAGUUUGACUUCCGCGACGGUGUCCCUCAUCGGGAAUUUAUGGUCAUGUGACUGUCGCAUGUACCACACAAAACACUGGAUACACCAAUCGAAAAGAAACGUGGAUAUCAUAUGCGACAGUCCAUUAGAAUUGUUAGGGCGAAGUUUACAAUCCCUGCCACCAGAUGUCCCAGAUUGCCGCGCACCCGUCAUCAAAGACUGCUGCCACGACUCUUACAUCGUGAAACAAGGGGCCGACAUUACAGUAAAUUGCACAGCUACUGGGGUCCCAGCACCAGAGACAAAGUUUUCGGUAACUAGCCCAGGAAUGGGCAAAUCAUCGCAAAGUCUGAACACUCUGACUUUAACAAACGUCCAGACAGGUGGCAAUUUCUCAUGCACAGCUACAAACGUUGUCGGGGUGUCCAGGAAAUAUUUCUUGAUACAAGUGAUUAGUAGCGACUGUGGUCCCGACCCACGUGUGAUUGUAAUAUUUGUUACCAUAUUACUUGUCAUAAGUGCUCUCAUUCUGUUUGUGGUAAUUUAUGUAACUAAAUAUAAACGUGGGAAAAAGCACUUCGUCAAGAUUGAUAAGACUGAUAAGGAUAUAUCAGGGUUAAUGGAACACACGAACGGAGCAUAUGAUUUAUGAUGUUAAUUCCAAUUAGAAAUAAAAGUGUUGUCUGUUUUUG